AUGGCCGCCAAUUCACCCAUUAUCGCGUCGUCGCCGGUCUCAAUCCUCGUUCUCUUGCCCGAAUCCGUCCAAAACGGCCGACAGCGACCCAUCCCUCCAGCUCUCGCCUCGCGCGGGUCUGGCCCAAUACCCACUCUGAGCAGAACCAACAAUGCAUCGGCAGCAGCAGAAGCGGAGCUUGACCCCGUCCUCGUCCAGAGUCGGCGGUUGAGUCUCGGCGUGGGCCUCGGUGCCGGGUUGCAAUUGUCGGGGAGUGCGUCCUCCUCCAACGCUAGUCUCGGCUUCAGCCCACCUUCCCCCUCCAACACACCCAGCGCACACCGUCAUAUCGGCACGACAAAAACUGGGCCAACAGGCCAGCGCGAGACUCGCGCAGCCGACUUUGGCACCAAGCACUUCCCACAGGCCAGCCGGUCCAACAACCGGCCCUCUGCCGGCCCCGAGUCGGCUGCUGCCCACGCCGCCCUGCGCGCGCCCCGAGGAAGCAUUGCAGUCCCCAGCGGUGUGGGCAUCAUGUCGUCGGCGACAGGACGUCGCGUUGGCGUCGAGGGUGACGAACUCGUCGGCAGCUUGCGGCAGAGUGGACUGGAAGUCACUGCGGUUCGACAGACCUCGCAUCUCCCAGGCAUCAUCUCCACCAUGACACCAACGUCAACCCUCUCCCAGCUGUCUCCUCGCGACCCAACACAGUCCGUGCAGCAAGUUGUGCUGGUGCCAUUGGGCGACACGCCUUCCCUGCCAUCUCUGUCCCUCCUCCUCUCGCGCGGCACCACGCCCAGCGCUGUGUGCUUCCAGCAAGAUCUGGUGGACCGUGCCUCGCGGCUCGAGGAAGACUGGAUCAACUCGGCGGUCAGGACGAUCGAGCAGGUCGCUCAACUGUGCAACACGAGCCCAGAGGAGAUUGCGACCCCACGCGCGAUCAUUGUUGGCUACGUCUCUAGCGGCACCUUGUCGCCUGCCGCCCUCGAGGCGUGCAUGAACGCUGGUGCCUCUGGCGUCCUUCACCCUCCCUAUGACGCGCAUACUGCCCUCGUGUUGAACCAGAUCGUCGAAGCAGCCAGGGACGGCAAGGCCUCCACUGCCGCGUCCUUGUCAACCUCGCCGUCCCACCCCAACCUCGCUGGGGCCAGCGCGUUUGAGGAUGAGACCAAGGUCGUCCUCACUCCCACCGCCCUCGCCAUGGGUGCUGAACACGAGAGCGAGAAGGUCCUAUCCGCGUUCACCCAUCACCGUCGUCGCCUCAGCACGCAGCUCAACCUGAGUCGCGUAAUCUCGCCUGCGUCUACAGCCAGUGUAGACGGCGAGUCUCGCCACGACCGCGAGGGCCUGAAGACUGGUUCCACCAGCUCGUCCGUUGGCCCGACAGUCGCCACACCUGGAUCAACGACACUUGCCCACUUCCCAUCCCUCGCGCACAUGUACGACCAGUCGAACCUUGCGGCCAUCAGCGCUGCAGAGGCACGACGUCGCAGUGUGGACACUGGCGGCAUCGCCCUGGCCUUUGAGCGUGCGAACAGGGACGCCGAGGGCGCGGACGGCGACGCUCCUCACCACGGACACGGCCGCCACAGCAGCAUCACCAUGGUCGCUGGCGACAAGGAGCAAGAGGCGGCAGGUGGCAGUACGACGACGCAGUUUGCCGAGGUCCUGGGCGACAUGUACGAGCAGACCAUGGCCUCGAUCGACAUUCAGAUGGGUGACUACGAGACGCUGGCAGCUCCCAUCCCGUACGAGGAACGUGUCCGUCUCGUGAACGCUUUGAGGGAAUGGGAUUUCCGGCCACACCUCCUCAGCCAAGUGGACCUUUUCCGUGUGCCGUGCCUGAUCUUCGAGGUCAUUUUGCAUACGGAGGGAUUGGCCGAGCUGUGUCUUGACAGAGACCAAGUGAACCGCCUGCUGUUCGCCAUCAGAGCCAUCUACCACGCACCCAACCCCUACCACAACUACGUCCACGCUAUCGAUGUCUUGCAGGCAACCUACCUCUUCCUCGUUGGGAUUGGGGUGGCGCCUCCAUUCGACUUCUUCCUCGAGCUGGAACCCGGAAAGUCGGUGUGGCGCAGACCCUCGGAGGAGGUCAAGCCGCCCGCCGGCCUCGGCACGCGACGCGCACGCAGCAUCUUGCGUCCGCAAGACGUCCUUGCGGUGCUCAUCGCGGCCAUUGGGCACGACGUUGGCCACCCUGGUCUCAGUAACGCGUUUAUGAAGAACGCCAAGGUACCGCUGUCGGUCGUGUACGAUGACAAGUCGGUGCUCGAGAACAUGCACUGCAUGCUCAUUGUCCACCUGCUUCGCAAGCAUGGCUUUGGCUUCCUCAUCGGCAACCCAUCGCCAGCCGAGGCCGAGCGCUACCCUGCGCGCGCGGCCAUUGACUCGCGCUCGUUCCGCCAAGUGCUCUACUCUGCCGUCUUGGCCACGGACAUGGCACUCCACUUUGCGUGGAUCCAGCGUCUCAAGGAGUAUGGCGAGGCCAUGCAGGGCGAACACCCUGUGGACCGCGACGACCUGUCCGAGGCGGACCGCGUCGUGCUCUGCCAGGCGCUCAUUAAGUGUGCAGACAUUAGCAACCCCACCCGUCCCAUUGACGUUUCGGAGCACUGGUCCACCGUCCUCCUGGACGAGUGGACCAAACAGGCGUCGCUCGAGGAGGAGCUCGAGCUCCCCGUGUCUGUCGUUUCGGGCAUCGACGCGCGCGGCCAGGCCAAGGGCCAAGUGGGCUUUAUCGACCUGUUCACCGAGCCCUUGUUCAAGGCGACCGCCGUCGCCAUCCCCGAGAUGCAGGCGUACACCGACUCGUGUAUGAAGAACCGCUCCAUCUGGCAGUCCCGCCUCGAACGGCUGGACGCCGACGAAGAGGUCAACGCGGCGCGCACGGCCGCGCUGCGCAACAACGUCCGCCCACCGACCCCCGUCCGCCAGGACGACCGGUUCAACACACUGUUCCCGCUCAUCCUGCCCUGGACGCUCGUGGCGGCCACGACGGCCCCGCUCCGCGGCCACGCGCACACCAGCUCGGCCGCGCAGGCCGUCCGCGUCGUGUACCGCGACGAGGUGCACGACCGCUCCAUGCUCCCGCGCCACGUCCUCGCGCUCACGGGCUUUGACCCCGUACACGGCACGCGCCGCAUGAGUACCCCCGAGGCGCUCCUUGUCCAACCCCGCUUAUCAUGA
Apiotrichum porosum is the source of this 3168-nucleotide messenger RNA. It is a transcript of the gene PDE2, whose product is annotated as 3',5'-cyclic-nucleotide phosphodiesterase. Gene Ontology annotation, biological process: signal transduction. NCBI's taxonomy places the organism in Eukaryota, Fungi, Basidiomycota, Tremellomycetes, Trichosporonales, Trichosporonaceae. The transcript has 6 exons. The coding region runs from base 1 to 3168 and encodes 1055 amino acids. The record is from RefSeq and is a predicted model, not a curated record. Gene Ontology annotation, molecular function: 3',5'-cyclic-nucleotide phosphodiesterase activity.